AUGUCUAAAUCUGGUUCUAAACAUCAAGAGCCUGCUGAUCCUGAAGCAGCUUGCCGCGGCAUUGCAUACAAAGGCCUUUCGCCAGAACAACAAGAAAUGAGCGAUAUUCUAUAUAACAUGGAGCGCCAUGACCUAGGCCUGUUAGGCAUUGCAGACCUGGGCCGUGACGGGGUUUUCCGCUUUCUUGAUGCUGAUCGCAAUAUUCACUAUGCAAUUGCUUUAAGGCCAGCAUUGAUCAAAGCUCUAUUAGACCGCUCGCCUUAUGAUCACGAGGAAGAGAAAUUCUGGCGCGGAAUUGAUGGAACAAAAGUUCCUAAAGAGCAAUGGUAUAAUCCAUCCCUGGGUAUCCUUCCCCCACCACUAUCUGAGGAACAUCGGCAAGAGGGCCGACAGAUUAAUGAGAUAAAUAAAGAGAAGUUUGACAAGAUUCGUGCGGAUUCGAAGAAUUACAAGGAACGCCUUGUCUUUAUAGAGUCAGAUAAUAAGCUUGAAUAG
Messenger RNA from Fusarium redolens, 495 nucleotides. RefSeq lists its product as uncharacterized. Bases 1 to 495 code for a protein of 164 amino acids. The transcript has a single exon. The record is from RefSeq and is a predicted model, not a curated record. Lineage: Eukaryota; Fungi; Ascomycota; Sordariomycetes; Hypocreales; Nectriaceae.